Messenger RNA from Mauremys mutica (yellowpond turtle), 2544 nucleotides. It is a transcript of the gene CBLN1, whose product is annotated as cerebellin 1 precursor. The transcript has 3 exons. Bases 120 to 695 code for a protein of 191 amino acids. Gene Ontology annotation, cellular component: glutamatergic synapse; synaptic cleft. The record is from RefSeq and is a predicted model, not a curated record. Lineage: Eukaryota; Metazoa; Chordata; Testudines; Geoemydidae. Gene Ontology annotation, molecular function: protein binding.
UUUGCUGCUGGCCCGGUAGAAGCGGGCGGGGGGAAGCCGGGAGAGGUGCCUGGGCUGGAAGCGGAGCCCGCUCCGUGGCUUUUCUGAGCGCGCGGCGCGGUGCGGCGCGGCGCGGCGCGAUGCUGUGGCUGGAGCUCUUCCUCGGCGUGGCGUGGCUGGCCGGGCUGGCGUGCGGGCAGAACGAGACGGAGCCCAUCGUGCUGGAGGGCAAGUGCCUGGUGGUGUGCGACUCCAGCCCCACCUCGGACCCCACGGGCACGGCGCUGGGCAUCUCGGUGCGCUCGGGCAGCGCCAAGGUGGCGUUCUCCGCCAUCCGCAGCACCAACCACGAGCCCUCCGAGAUGAGCAACCGGACCAUGCUCAUUUACUUCGACCAGGUGCUAGUGAAUAUCGGAAGCAACUUCGACUCGGAAAGAAGCACUUUUAUCUCGCCCAGGAAAGGGAUUUACAGUUUUAAUUUUCACGUGGUGAAGGUGUACAACAGGCAAACCAUCCAGGUGAGUUUGAUGCUAAAUGGAUGGCCAGUGAUUUCCGCCUUUGCAGGGGACCAAGAUGUGACCCGGGAAGCUGCCAGCAAUGGAGUCCUGAUUCAAAUGGAGAAAGGAGACAGAGUUUAUCUAAAACUGGAGAGAGGAAACUUGAUGGGAGGCUGGAAGUAUUCGACAUUCUCUGGAUUUCUAGUGUUCCCUCUUUAAAUAACUUAUCAUCUGAACAGAGAGAAAGCAGCAAGUCAGAGAAUUUCUUACAAAUUCCCAAAUUGUAGCUGGUUAUGAAAAGCCUUGGACAGCAAACUUUUUACAUUCAAAUAUUAAAGAAGCUAAAUCUUGCUUAGGUUUGUGUACAUCUGCUUUGAACAAUUAUUUUUGUUGUUGCAGCCAACCGAUAGGAGACAUUGUAAUUGAUCAUAUCUCCAUUUAUAUUCCCCUCUUUCCACCCCAAAUUAGUUAAAAUCUGUGUAUCACUGGUGUAAUUUGCCAUCAUUUCCCCAGUGGUUCCCGUAUCACACUAUUAUAUCUUCAGUAUUUACAUUGUUCUUCAUAUUUUGUAGUUUUGUUUUUAAAACAUGUUAUUCUUGACUCUUUAUCUGAGUUUAACAUUAAAAAAGCAAAGUAUUUUUGAGUACAUAGAUGCCACAAAAGAUAAAAUGCAAAUCUUGCUGUAUACUGGCUGACAAAAGUUUAAAGAAAAAGAGAGAAAUUUAUACAUGAAGAACUAUUCACAGCCAAGGCUGACCAGAGUAUUUCAAUAUUUCUAUGUAAUUCUGAGUGAUUGUGGAAUUUAAGGCUGCUAAAUGUUUUGAUGCUUGUUUAGCUCUUGUAAAAUGUGGCCCAACUAAACUCCAGGAAGUAUAUUGAACUUUUACUAUUAUUCUGUAAUAUAUGUGUGAAUAUCGAAAAUUAAUUUUUGCUUUAAUUCAAUAAAGUUUAAAUGGGCUUUUAUUAUUCUUAAACAGAAAAUACGAUCUCUCAAUGGAAUUAUUAGCCCCUGAUCAGGCUUAGAAAAAGUUUAACAAGCUGCAGGCACAAACACUUGUAAUAGUGAUGAUCUGGACAAUAAGUGAAGCAAAAUGUAAUUUUGAAGGUAUCUUGGCUUGUUAAUUUUUUCCCCUUUUGCAAGGGUUAGUCCUGCCUUUUCCCCCACCUCUAGCGCUGUAUCCUCCAUGUGUUACGCGCUAUUUUAAAUUGUAUUAAAAGAGUUAAUUUCAGCAGAUCAUCAACCAAACGCAAUUUAAACUCUGUGGUUCAGAUCGCCCUAGUGGUUAAGUACCCCAAAAACGAGAAAAAUGAAAACCAAACUCAGAAAUCGCUGAGAAGUCGCCCACAGAAUCUUAGAUCUGUAUUGUUUAUACCAUUGUCUGUAUUAUAUUCUAUAAAUCAAAUCUCAUUUUAUACAGCCGUCUAAAAAUCUAACAAUGUAUACUUCAAUGCUAGUAUUAUUUAUUUGCUAGUAUUAUUUUGUUUACAGUCUUUGAAAGAUGUAAAUGCUAUAAUUUUGCAGUACUCAAAGAGAAUACUACUUUUAUUAAAAAGGUACGUAAAGGAUUUUGAUUGUAUCUAAACCUAAUGUGAAAUAAACCAGUGUAAUAAACAAAUGGACCUCUUUUUGACUGGAGGACUAUCCAAGUCAGUUUGAUUCUGUGAUGAGAGGGUGCACAUCUUGGAUAUAAUAAUCAAUAAUAUUAACGCAGGCUACGUUAAAAAUAUAUUUCUCAAGGCCGAGCUGAUAUGGGCUUGGCUGCUACACAGUUAAAAUCGUAGGCUUUUGUUGUUGUUGUUCAACCCUGGGUUUCAGGAAGGAAUUUAAUUAGCUCCUGGGGGGGAAAUUAAUACUAGCAUAAUAAGCAACAAUUUAUUCAGAUUUUUGUCUUGGUAAUAGUUUCAUAGAGCGGGUGGGGACUCUGUAAAACCUUCCUAAAGUCCAGGCGACUCGCUUAUUUUGAGUUUGAUUGUUUUUAUGGAGGUCUUUAAACAACUGACAAAUGUACCUUCUCCUGGUAAGGAGAGCACGUUCGUUUAUACUAGAGAUCCUGCCAAGUAAAACUGA